This is a messenger RNA of Zasmidium cellare ATCC 36951, 963 nucleotides long. RefSeq lists its product as uncharacterized. Lineage: Eukaryota; Fungi; Ascomycota; Dothideomycetes; Mycosphaerellales; Mycosphaerellaceae. Bases 1 to 963 code for a protein of 320 amino acids. The transcript has 2 exons. The record is from RefSeq and is a predicted model, not a curated record.
AUGAGGCCAGGAAGGGGACCACGGGUGGCAGAGACACCGCCCAGCCUUGUCUUCAUUGCAGGCUCAUGGCAUCAAGGCAAAUGUUACGAGAGAAUCACUCAACCAUUGGAGACUCGUCACCAAAUAAGAUGCACGACGGUCACUCUAACAUCCACGCUGGGCGAUCCAGAAUCAUCAUUCGAGGAUGAUGUUGAUGCUGCUCGCAGCGCAAUAACACUGGAAACUUCACGGAGCAGAGACGUGGUAGUGAUUGCCCACUCUUUCGGAGGCAUGGUGGGCAACUCGGCCAUCAAAGGUCUCAGUAGAUCAAAAAGCGCAAAGUCGAAUGAGAAUAUCACAUCCGGUGCCGUGAUAGGACUUGUCCUCAUCGCCUCUGGCUUUACGCUGACCGGCCUCUCAUUCAUGGAUCCGAUGUUCGGCAUUCCCCCACCCUCCUGGAAAGUCAACAAAGAGACUGGCUUUGCAGACCUGGUGACGCCUCCUCGAGAGCUCUUCUAUCACGACUUAUCGGCCGAGGAUGCCGACUACUGGUUUCGCAGCGGCGAGCAUGCGUACGCGGGCUGGCAGGAUGUACCGACUUGGUAUAUUGGGACAACCGAAGAUAGAGGGAUGCCAGUGGUGGUGCAGAGGAUGCAAGUCGGCAUGGCUAGGGCGAUGGGGGGCCAAGUUGUUCAUCGGGAACUACAGAGCAGCCAUUCACCCUUUCUGAGCAUGCCCGACAAGUGUGUGGCGAUCAUACUUGAAGCCAUCGAAGUGUUUACUGGAAAGCCGCUUGACGAUGCGUCUGUGUCAAAAUCGGCAGAAGAAAUGGGCGAGAGAGAAUUCGUGGUACCGGCAGUUCGACUCUUACAGCCAACUUCUUGGUUUCGAUACGGCAUACCGUUCGGACUUGGGCGCUUCGUGGGCAACUGUAUCACUGCUUUUGAGUGGAUCAGGAGUCUCUGGAGGACAAAACAGCGAUGA